Molecule: messenger RNA, 3246 nt
Organism: Cantharellus anzutake
Lineage: Eukaryota; Fungi; Basidiomycota; Agaricomycetes; Cantharellales; Hydnaceae
Product: ARM repeat-containing protein
Exons: 18
Coding region: 1-3246 (1081 amino acids)
Biological process (GO): protein import into nucleus
Cellular component (GO): nucleus; cytoplasm
Molecular function (GO): small GTPase binding; nuclear import signal receptor activity
Source: RefSeq, a predicted model, not a curated record
AUGAGUUUGCAGCAAAAUUAUAUUCAGCGCCUUCACGAACUUUUACGGCAAUCCACAGCUCCAGACACAAAUGCCAUAAAAGCUGCUACUGCCACUCUGAACAAGGACUUCUAUCGUAGCCCUGAUUGCAUACCUGGCCUUUUCGAAAUUGUCGCGACUUCCCCGGAACAGAGCAUCCGUCAAAUCGCGUCCGUCGAACUUCGCAAACGGGUGUCGCAAAAGGAUGGUGCAUUAUGGCUGGCAGUUCCCCAAAAUAUCCGGCACACCAUCAAGUCCAAGUCUCUUGAGAUUGUAAUAAAUGAGCCUGUACCAAUCGUUCGACAUUCUUUCUCCCGCGUCAUCUCUGUCAUUGCGGAACUAGAGUUGGGGGUAAAUCAAUGGCCCGAAUUGCUACCAUGGCUUCAACAGACAACGAGCAGUCCAAGUGUUGUGCAUCGUGAAGUUGGAAUCUUCGUACUGUUUACGUCGCUUGAGACCAUCGUUGAUGCCAACCCCACAAGUCCCAUGAGUUUCAUCCAACACUUUACCACUCUCAUCCAGGAUCCCGAAAGCCUGGAAGUCAGAGUGACCACACUAAGAGCCAUGGGUAUCCUUUCCCAGUAUCUGGAGUCCACGAAUAAGGCUGAAAUCGCUCAAUUCCAAUCCCUCAUUCCAGCCAUGAUGGCAGUCAUUGGGGCGGCAUUGGAGAAGGGUGACACAGACGGUGUGCGACAUGGCGUCGAUGUAUUCGAGACUUUCCUCAUCCUUGAAACGCCUUUAUUAUCGAAACAUAUUCCCCAAUUGGUCGAGUUCUUCACGACUGUUGGUGCGAAUACUACCUACGAUGACGAGGCAAGAAACAUGACUCUUAAUGCUUUGACUUGGGUUAUUCGAUACAAGAAGAGUAAGGUGCAAAGUCUCAAUCUGGCAAGACCCAUUCUUGAGGCACUUCUCCGAAUUGGGUGUGAAGAGGAGCCAGAGGAUCUGGAGGAUGACUCUCCUGCUCGAGUUGCCUACCGUGCCGUUGACUCGUUGGCCACGAAUCUUCCUCCUUCCCAAGUUUUCCAGCCGCUGAUGGAUCUUGUCCAUCAAUACAUCCAAUCACAAGACCCUCGACUACGCAAGUCUGCGUUGACAUGCUUUGGUCUUGCAGUUGAGGGGUGCUCUGAACACAUGAGGCCCCAUAUUCAGAAGAUCUGGCCUCUCAUUGAUGGUGGUUUUCAAGAUCCCGUCCCGCUUGUGCGAAACGCUACAUGUGUUGCGUUUGGGUGCCUUACGGAGUGGCUCGCUGAGGAAUGUGCCGAACGCCAUGCUGCUGUCAUGCCCGCCUUGAUGAGUCUGAUGGAUAAGCCCGAAUCACAAACUGCUGCUUGUACAGCGCUCGAUGCCUACUUGGAAGUCUUGGGAUCUAAGAUUGUUUCAAAUUACAUUUCGCUAAUCAUGGAGCGCCUCUCUGGCCUCCUCAACACACCUCAAACAAGUCUUCGCGUCAAGUCCCUUGUCACAGGCGCCAUCGGAAGUGCGGCUCAUGCUGCCGGUGAGGAACUCUUCCGGCCAUACUUCCAAAGUACCCUCCAGCGUCUCCAGCCUUUCUUCUCUCUUACCGCUGAGGGUGAAGAACAGGAACUCCGUGGCAUUGCUAUGGAUGCUCUUGGAACUAUGGCUGAGGCCAUUGGCAAGGAGAAUUUCCGACCGUAUUUUGCCGACUCGAUGGCCAUUGCCAUGAACGGGGUCACCCUUGGCAGCGCCAGACUCAAGGAAUGCAGCUUUUUAUUCUAUGGUGUUAUCGCUCGUGUUUUCGAGGUGGAGUUCACUCCAUACCUCGAACAUGUUGUACCAGCUUUGCUGGAAAGCUGUCGCCAAACUGAGAGUGGAGAAGACUUUGCCCUUUCGGAGCAAUUCGCUGAUGGAUUCUCCACUGGGGACUCCGGCACACCUGGGGUUGAAUCUACCAUUGAUGUAGAUGAUGAUGACUUCGAUGACGAGAAGGCACUCGCUGUUAACAGCGCUAUUGCUGUCGAGAAGGAAAUCGCUGCUGACACACUCGGAACAAUCUUCACUUAUACCAAGGAGGCGUUCCUUCCAUACCUGGAGCCUGCGACGAAAGAGCUUCUCGAGCUGUUGGAUCAUUAUUAUGAGGGCAUACGCAAAUCAGCCACAACCUCCUUGAUUGAGUUCAUUGAUGUAUUUCAGAGUCUUGCUGGAUUACCCCAAUGGCAGUCGGGUCUUCCGCUUAAAGUCCCUCUCCCGGAGACCGUCAAGCAGCUUAUCGAUACCUCUAUGAAAGCCUUUCUGGAAAUGUGGGAGACUGAAGAUGACAAGUCCGUGGUGUCCAUCUUGUGUAGUAACUUGGCGGAAACCUUGGUCAAAGUUGGGCCUGGUCUUAUCGAUGGAUAUGUGGAUCAGGUCUGCAUUCUCUUGGUCAAGAUUCUAGAGCGCAAAGCAUUGUGCCAGCAGGACCCUGACCAAGACGACGCUGACGAACCUGCAGAUGAGGAGUCUGCCGAGUAUGAGACUGUUCUCAUCGGCGCGGCCUGUGAUUUGGUCGGCGCAAUCGCCGCUGUUCUUGGAUCUGACUUCAGCCCAGCGUUUACGACUUUCUUACCACUAAUGUUGAAAUACUACCAUAAGAACAAAUCGGUCGCUGAGCGGAGCGCAAGCAUUGGCUCCAUUGGCGAAGUCAUUACUGGGCUCAAGGGCGGAGUGACCCCCCAUACUCAGGCCUUGCUAACGGGGAUAGGCAAAGCUUUUGAUGAUACCGAAUCCGAAGUCCGCAGCAACGCUGCCUUUGCUACAGGGGUUCUAAUUGAGUUCACUGAGGCGGACUUGAGUGGCAGCUUCCUUCCGAUCCUCAACAGCCUCCGUCCCAUCUUUUCCAUCCCUCCUGGUUCCCCAGACGCUGCGUUCAAUGCUCGUGACAAUGCCGCCGGAGCCGUUGCUCGGAUGAUUGUCAAAAAUCAUUCAGCUGUCCCUCUUGAUCAAGCAACCGUCCUUCCUGUUCUUGUCGAUUCCCUGCCUCUCCGCACCGACUUGAUAGAGAAUAAAGCGGUGUUCGCCGCUGUUUUCCAUCUGUUCCGUGUCAAUCCCAGUGCGAUCAGCAAUUUCCUCGACAAACUCUUCCCAGUCUUCCAAUACGUCCUCGAUCCUAGCUCAGGGGAGCAAAUCGAGGAGAGCAGUAGAGCGGAACUUCUCCAACUAAUCAGCGCUUUGAAUCAAGAGAUGCCGGAUAGAGUCGCUGCGGCAGGGCUCCGACAUUACAUCUCUUGA